AAUUAGUUGUCGCUCAAACAUCCUCUGCGCGUCUCAGGCUACAUUUUCCCAUUCAGAUCAUGUAGCAAUCACCGGGUCUUUGCUCCGUCUGCUAGGAACUGAUUCCUAUGAAUACACUCGAAGUUGUUAGCUGAUGUUACAGGCAGAACAAAGUCAGCGAUGCCAGAAAGCAUGUAGUUCAGAAUGGACUGUCCCGGUUUUUGUAGAUAUACAUGUCUAGAUUUUGUAUUUGCGGUUGUCGGCGUUUUCGCCUACCUGUUCGACGUGGGAUCCGAUCUGUCGGUCGCGGCUGAGUUCUACCUACAUGGCGACUUCGCUUGGUUCGGGUUGGUGAUUGGGCUCAUGGUUCUGUCGUCAACCGUGGUACAUUUGUUUAGCUGGUUCUGGUUUAAAUACGAUCAAGAACUCGAAGAUUUCAAAUCGCAGACAUCUGCAGAGAGAUUACUUUUUGGUGGCGGAGGGCGCCUGGAACUGCUGCACGGGUUUCAGCUCGGAUUUCUUCUCCGGCACGUGUCGGCCAUCGAGCAGGGCUUCGGCGUGUGGUGGUGGGGGGAGCAGGCCUCCUACGCUGCCUACGUGACCCAUGACCUCAGCAUGCUCCGCCUCCUGGAGGCGUUCUGUGAGAGCGCGCCCCAGCUCACCCUCCUGCUCUACAUCAUCCUCCGAACCGGCCACGCCCGAACCAUGCAGAGUGUGAGUGUGUGUGCCUCCUCGUUCUCCGUGGCGUGGACGGUGGUGAUGUAUCACCGCUCCCUGCGGCGGUUCCUGCCCCAGAAGGCUCAGCAGCGCUGGGGCGCGUCGGCGGUGUACUUCCUGUGGAACCUGCUGCUCAUCACGCCGCGAUUGGCUGCCCUGGCACUCUUCGCCUCAGCCCUGCCCUGCCCCGCCCCCGCCCACUUCCUGUGCCUGUGGCCGGCGCUCUUCCUGUGGGCGUGGCUUCAGCGCACCAGCUUCAUGGACAGCGCGGGGGGGGAGUGGCUCUAUCGGGGCGCCGUGGCGACCAUCUGGUACUUCAGCUGGUUUAACGUGGCCGAGGGGCGGAGCCGGGGGCGGGGCCUGAUCUACCACGGCCUCAUGAUGACGGACAGCGGGAUCCUGCUGGGGGCGUGGUGGGGGCUGCGGGGGGCGGGGCUUCAGCAGGCCUACGCUGUGGGCGUGGUCAUCGCCCUGCCCUCCGCAUACCUGCUGGGCCUGCUGCUCAAAGGCCUGUACUACGCCUACCUCCACCCCAAACUCCGCCCACUUCCUGCCGGGGAGGUCCCCAAACUCCGCCCACUUCCUGCCGGGGAGGAACCCAAACUCUGCCCACUUCCUGCUGGGGAGGGCCCCAAACUCCGCCCACUUCCUGCCAGGGAGGAGGAUGUUCCCGAUGGUGACACCCCCUUCAGAUCCCGCCCCCCCCAGCCUGGCCCCUCCCCCUCAAAACUGUGCAAUCAGAGGAUGGCUCGCCUGGCCAGCAUCUUCUACACCCCCCUGCCUGUGCUGCCCUACGCCCGCCAGCCAAUCAGGGCUUCGCCCAACGGCAUCAUCUAAACCGUACACCCUCCUGAACCCCUACCUCAACAUCUCCACCUGCCUACUGACCUCAACGUCAUUCAGGCAUUUAGAAUCACUUUUUCCAGGCAAAAAAACGCCACGAUUAGUCUUCAGCUCUUUGUUCCAUCGUCCUCAAGUUCAGCGCGUGGAUGUCAGAUGAUGCAGCUCCUGUACUGUAGGAUGGAAUCUGCUCUUAUUAUAUGAUCAUUGGAUUUUACCUCGCAGUGUGACGACAAUGAAAGACUGGAUGCUAUCCGUACUACACACGACGUGUGCGGCUAGCGUUAGCCACUAUGCUACAGGCUGUGCUACGCUGCUACAGGCUGUGCUACGCUGCAACCAAUCACUACACCUGCAGAUCUCACCUUCAACCAGAGAGGAGGGAACUCAUGUAUUGAUCAGCUGCCCAGGCGCCCGGAGUUUUUGCCUAAAAUGCCUUGAGCAGAUACUGUGGUUUGUGAAUAAAUAGCUGUUGUAAAUCGUGAAAGCUGAGUACCCUUCUGUUGUACCGUGUGUUAUUUUAGAUUUGCCAAUAAUGUUCUGCGUUGGGAUACAGACAUGCGUUUCCACUUCAAAGGAAAACCCAACAGUUGGUGGAAAAUAAUUUCUUGUCUUCGGUCAACAUGAACACU
Conger conger (European conger) is the source of this 2168-nucleotide messenger RNA. RefSeq names its product XK-related protein 8-like. The record is from RefSeq and is a predicted model, not a curated record. The transcript is spliced from 3 exons. The coding region runs from base 184 to 1533 and encodes 449 amino acids. Gene Ontology annotation, biological process: phosphatidylserine exposure on apoptotic cell surface; apoptotic process involved in development; engulfment of apoptotic cell. Gene Ontology annotation, cellular component: plasma membrane. NCBI's taxonomy places the organism in Eukaryota, Metazoa, Chordata, Actinopteri, Anguilliformes, Congridae.